GCCACUCCAGCCCCCCGCUAGCGACCGCCCGACGGAAAAAAAAAUUCACCCACCAUUUCUUUACCGCAUAAAGAUCUAGCUCGCCGCCUUCGAUUCCACGAUUCCAUCACAGCUUCGCCGGGAGCAGAGUUGGUUGGUGCCCGAUUCGAGCUUUCUCGCCGCCGCCGCCGGCCGAGCUUUCGGCUUUCUUGGGGGUCUGGUUCGGUUCGUGCUCUUCUUGCUUCGGCAGGUGGGGUGGGGCGGGGGUCAUGGACGCGGCGGUGCCGGAUGGCAUUGUGAAGGAGGAGGAGGGGCUGCUGCUGCUGCACGAGGAGCGCCCGCCGGCGGCGGGGCCGCCGCAGCGGCAGCGGCAGGAGGAGGACGGGGCGCUGCCGCGGCCGAUGGAGGGGCUGCACGAGGCCGGGCCGCCGCCGUUCCUCACCAAGACGUACGACCUGGUGGAGGACCCGGCCACGGACCAGGUCGUGUCCUGGAGCCGCGCCGGCAACAGCUUCGUCGUCUGGGACCCGCACGUCUUCGCCGACGCGCUGCUCCCGCGCCUCUUCAAGCACUCCAACUUCUCCAGCUUCGUCCGGCAGCUCAACACCUAUGGAUUCAGAAAGGUUGAUCCUGACAGAUGGGAGUUUGCAAAUGAAGGUUUCCUUAGGGGUCAAAGGCAUCUUCUGAAGAUGAUCAAGAGAAGGAAGCCGCCAUCCAAUGCGCCUCCAUCACAGCAGCAGGCCCUCACAUCUUGCCUGGAGGUUGGUGAGUUUGGAUUUGAGGAAGAGAUUGACAGGCUCAAGCGCGACAAGAACCUCUUGAUCACAGAGGUAGUGAAGCUAAGGCAGGAGCAGCAAGCUACUAAGGAUAACGUGCAAGCCAUGGAAAACAGGCUACAAGCUGCUGAACAGAAACAGGCCCAGAUGAUGGGGUUCUUGGCAAGAGCAAUGCGUAACCCACUGUUCUUCCAACAAUUAGUUCAGCGGCAAGAUAAGAGGAAGGAGCUUGAGGAUGCCAUCUCCAAGAAAAGAAGGCGGCCUAUAGACAAUGUUCCAUUUUAUGGCUCCGGUGUGACAACAAGCCAGAGUGAGCAACUUGAUUCACAGUUCUUGUUUGAUUCGGGUGUCCUCAGUGAUCCUGGAACGCACAGGCUGGAGAAUUUGGCGCAGAACAUUCAGGACCUCGGGCAGGGCAAAACAGAUGAGGGGAAGAAGGAUGAAGCUAAUGGGCAGGUGGAGCUCAACAACGAAUUCUGGGCAGAGCUAUUUUCUGAUGAUUUUGGAGACGGAGACGGGUCUGGGCUGUCAGAGUUGGAGGGAAGGAGACCUGAAGAUAUAGAUGAACUUGCUCAGCAGUUGGGGUACCUGAGUUCUACUAGCCCGCUCUAGAGUUUUGUUCACAAUGGUUCUCACUUCAACCAACAAACAUUGCUUCUUCAAUACUACCUACUAUUGCAGAUCAUCUUGAACAAUCUGAUUUAGUUGAUUGGUGGAAACAUGACUGGCUAUCUGAGGUGUUCCAUACCGGAGAUUGGACAGUGUUGAUGACGCCUCUGGGUAUAGAGAGUAGAUGCUGAAGACUAAUUGUUGCGUCGCUUGAUGGAGACCUAUGAAGUGUAGCGUAGUGGAAGAUGGUCCAGGUCGUCUGUCAUUUCGGUCGUCCUGAGCUGGUGUUCAGCAGCAGUAGUUGUGGAAGUGCUUUACUGUAUAUACUUGCUGGGUGAAGUUUUGUUGUGAAAGUCUGGUCUUUAGUCAGCUACUGGCAUCUGGGUGUGGGUUUGGUCAUUUCUCCUUGUGCUGUCCAUUUGCCAAUUUACCUUACUUUUAGGGCCCAGGUCCCGUGUGAUGAAAGGUAGUGUAUGCUGGAACAUCUGUUGUUCAGAUGUAUUCUUAUUGAGACUAUAAAUAUUAAUUAAACCUUGCAAGGUACUCCAUCAA
Molecule: messenger RNA, 1916 nt
Organism: Hordeum vulgare subsp. vulgare (domesticated barley)
Lineage: Eukaryota; Viridiplantae; Streptophyta; Magnoliopsida; Poales; Poaceae
Product: heat stress transcription factor A-2c-like
Exons: 4
Coding region: 249-1367 (372 amino acids)
Biological process (GO): regulation of transcription by RNA polymerase II
Cellular component (GO): nucleus
Molecular function (GO): DNA-binding transcription factor activity; RNA polymerase II cis-regulatory region sequence-specific DNA binding
Source: RefSeq, a predicted model, not a curated record